UUGUCCCUAGGCGCCAUGAACCAUGAACACUCAACCCCCGCGACUGUACGCAUACAAAUAAAGAGAGCGCCAGUCCAAAUCCGUCAUCAACAUGUCACUCGUCGGCGACCCAUCCGACACGUUUGAUGACGCCAUUGAGGAAGCCUUCAAGCAAGGCAUCUUGACCGUCGUGGCGUCUGGCAACGACAACAAGGAUUGCUCUAAUCUGUCCCCUGCGCGCGCCGCCAUCCGUUACAACCGCGAUCGGUGGUACUGGGGUACUAGUUCAAACAGCACCAUUGGCUCCAACUACGGAGCACCUGUUGAUAUCCACGCUUCCGGUGCUGAGAUUGUGUCUACCUUUAUUGGUGACCCUGAUGCCGCCGAAACAUUUGAUGGCACCUCUGGCGCAGCGCCUCUUGUCUCUGGCCUUGCCUUGUAUCUCAUGGUGUUGGAGAACAUUACUACGCCCGCGGCCGUGACCAAUCGCAUCAAGGAUUUGGGCACGAAAAACGUCGUCAACGAGAGCCCCGCCGGCACGGUCAACCUCCUCGCCUUUAAUGGUAUCGACUCCGCUACCAAACCAAAGCCAUAUUCGCACUAG
[Torrubiella] hemipterigena is the source of this 583-nucleotide messenger RNA. The record is from the annotation of a GenBank genome assembly. Lineage: Eukaryota; Fungi; Ascomycota; Sordariomycetes; Hypocreales; Clavicipitaceae.